ACUCCCCCCAUUUUUGAUUGAGCGUGAGAAGCAGGAUCUGUGUUUUGUUUUUCUAGGGCUCUUCUCGCAUUUGUUUGAGGUUUUCGUUGUAAUCCGGUUUGCGGAAUCUCCGGGGCGCCCCUAUUUUAUCCCCCCUUGAGGGCUCUAGGGUUUAUGUUGCAGCAUUGGUUUUCGUGAUCUUGUUUGAUGUGAUUUCCCCGUCGCUUGACUGAGUUAUUGGGGUUCUAGAUAUGGACGGAAGGUGGAUUUCUGUCAGCCCUCGACCUUGCUGUGGUCGCCGGAUUUUGGCUAAGAAACGCCCGCGCGUUGAUGGGUUAGUGAACAGUGUGAAGAAGCUGCAGAGACGAGAGAUAUGCUCCAAGCGUGACCGUGCUUUUAGUAUGAGCAAUACCGAGGAACGUUUCAGGAAUAUACUUCUUCAGGAGGAAUAUGAUACUCAUGAUCCCAAGGGACAUGGUUCCUUAGUACUACCUUUUCUGAAGAAGAGAUCAAAAAUUAUUGAAAUAGUUGCAGCCCGUGAUAUCAUCUUUGCUCUUGCACAUUCUGGUGUUUCUGCAGCUUUUAGCAGAGAGACAAGCCAGAGAAUAUGCUUUCUUAAUGUGAGCCCUGAGGAAGUCAUUCGGAGCUUGUUUUAUAAUAAGAACAAUGAUUCACUUAUUACAGUUUCAGUUUAUGCAUCAGACAGCUUCAGUUCUUUAAAAUGCAGAACCACAAAGAUUGAAUAUAUCCGGAGGGGCAAACCUGAUGCUGGUUAUGCUCUUUUUCAGUCUGAGUCAUUGACGUGGCCAGGGUUUGUGGAGUUUGAUGAUGUAAAUGGAAAAGUUCUCACUUACUCUGCACUGGAUAGUGUAUACAAGGUAUUUGAUUUGAAAAACUACACAUUGUUAUAUUCUAUAACUGAUAAGGAUAUUCAAGAAAUUAAGAUCAGUCCGGGUAUCAUGUUGUUGAUAUUUGAAAAAGCUAUUAGCCAUGUUCCACUCAAGAUUCUAUCGAUAGAGGAUGGCACUGUUCUUAAGGCUUUCAACCAUUUGCUUCAUCGAGAUAAGAAGCUGGACUUCAUAGAGCAGUUCAAUGAAAAGCUUCUUGUGAAGCAAGAGAAUGAAAAUCUUCAGAUUCUUGAUGUUCGUAAUGCUGAGCUAACAGAAGUUAGUAGAAAUGAGUUCAUGACUCCGUCAGCCUUUAUCUUUCUGUAUGAGAAUCAGUUGUUCUUGACAUUUAGAAAUCGGACUGUAGCUGUUUGGAACUUCCGAGGAGAGCUAGUAACUUCAUUUGAGGAUCACCUCCUAUGGCACCCUGAUUGUAACACAAACAACAUUUAUAUCACAAGUGAACAGGAUCUUAUUAUUUCUUACUGCAAGGCCGAGUCUGAUGAUCCAUCAGUGGAAGGAGAUGCUGGUUCAAUCAACAUCAGCAAUAUCUUGACUGGGAAAUGCCUCGCUAAAAUACGUGCAAAUAACAGGAGUCAAGAAGAGUGUAGAAUCAGUGACAGGUUGAAGAAGCGGUUAUAUGCUUUCAGAACUAGGAAUCCAGUAGCAGAUGCUUUGGAAGAUAUCACCGCACUCUUUUAUGAUGAGGAAAGCAAUGAAAUCUUCACUGGUAACAGGCUUGGUUAUGUUCAUGUAUGGUCUAACUGAAGACAAUAUGUUCCAAUAUUUCUUCUGGAUCUGAUGAGUGUUACCCAAAGGUGAUGCAUCAUCAGGCUGGCUGCACCUUUGAUGAAAGAAUUCCGUGGCACUGUAAGUGUUCUUGUAGUUUAUUUGUUUGCUUGAAUUUCUGUAGUUCAUUUUGUUGUUUUUCCCAGUUUUGCCAAAAUUGAUUAUUGAGUGGAACAGAACUGUACUGAUGAGGUUAGAUUUAGUUACAAGUUAGGUUGAAGCAUUUCUGAGAGGGUUUUCCUCCCAGGUUAGA
Molecule: messenger RNA, 1908 nt
Organism: Telopea speciosissima
Lineage: Eukaryota; Viridiplantae; Streptophyta; Magnoliopsida; Proteales; Proteaceae
Exons: 9
Coding region: 231-1634 (467 amino acids)
Molecular function (GO): protein binding
Source: RefSeq, a predicted model, not a curated record